This is a messenger RNA of Gadus chalcogrammus (walleye pollock), 1132 nucleotides long. RefSeq names its product extracellular calcium-sensing receptor-like. The coding region runs from base 25 to 1068 and encodes 347 amino acids. Gene Ontology annotation, biological process: G protein-coupled receptor signaling pathway. Gene Ontology annotation, molecular function: G protein-coupled receptor activity. NCBI's taxonomy places the organism in Eukaryota, Metazoa, Chordata, Actinopteri, Gadiformes, Gadidae. Gene Ontology annotation, cellular component: membrane. The transcript has 3 exons. The record is from RefSeq and is a predicted model, not a curated record.
UUCUGUGAGUCACACAAUUGGGCUAUGAAGAAGAAACUGCGAACUGUGCCUGUAUCCAUAUGCAGUGACAGCUGUCCACCAGGAACACGCAAGGUUCUGCAGAAGGGGAAGCCAAUUUGCUGCUAUGACUGUGUACCAUGUGCUGAAGGAGGAAUAAGUAAUACUUCAGAUUCAUCUGACUGCUUGUCUUGUCACAAGGAGUUCUGGCCCAAUGCGGAGAAGACCUUAUGUCUUCCAAAGCCUGUUGAGUUUCUUUCUUUUCAUGAGGUUUUGGGAAUCAUCUUGACAUCAUUUUCAGUUGGAGGAGCAUGUUUAACCAUUGUUACAGCCAUAGUUUUCUUCCAUCAUAGGUAUACUCCAAUAGUUAGGGCCAACAACUCUGAACUGAGCUUUCUUUUGCUCUUCUCCUUGACUUUGUGUUUCCUGUGUUCUCUUACAUUCAUUGGUCGUCCCUCGGACUGGUCCUGUAUGCUUCGCCACACAGCCUUUGGGAUAACAUUUGUCCUCUGUAUUUCUUGUGUUCUGGGAAAGACUAUAGUUGUGUUAAUGGCAUUUAAAGCCACACUGCCAGGUAGCAACAUUGCUAAAUGGUUUGGCCCUACACAGCAGAGAAUGACUGUAGUAUCUUUUACAUUUGUUCAAGUCUUGAUAUGCAUUAUUUGGUUGGUUCUUAGGCCUCCUUUCUCUAUUAGAAACCUGACCACCUACAAUGAGAAAAUAAUUCUAGAAUGUGCAUUAGGCUCAGCGAUCGGUUUCUGGGCUGUGCUUGGGUACAUCGGUCUCCUUGCUGUAUUUUGUUUUGUUUUAGCUGUUCUGGCCCGAAAACUACCUGACAAUUUUAAUGAAGCUAAGCUUAUUACAUUUAGUAUGCUUAUAUUCUGUGCUGUUUGGAUCGCUUUUAUCCCAGCAUAUAUCAGUUCCCCUGGAAAGUUCACUGUAGCUGUCGAGAUCUUUGCCAUAUUGUCCUCUAGUUUUGGGUUGAUAUUCUGUAUAUUUGUUCCAAAAUGUUUUAUCAUUUUGUUUAGACCAGAGAAAAACACCAAGAAAAAUGUAAUGGGUAAAAAAUAACUGGUUGAUUUUCAUUGAUUAAUUAACAAGCUUUUGUUAAUCAAUCAAGAAAUUAAUCAAGAAA